ACUCGUCCAUGGUUAGGGCUACCCCUGCUCGUCCCUCUUUGUCCGGUGGCAAAGGAAGGCCACGAUAAUAAUGGCAAAAAAUAGCGUUUUUCCCUCCCCCGAAUGAGUUCUAGUUAAAUGGUGGAUCGGCGAGUGAAGACGCCAGAGAGUUGCAAUUUAACGGACAGCAGAGCGAGAGCGACGGAAGAAAGGCAUAUGAGUCGGUGACAUCACCGACAAUAGUGUUAGCUAAUGGCUGCCGAAUCGGGGAGACUACUGGCGGGACAAGGAAAACGAAGCAAAGCUUCACAAAUGAAGAGCCCAGAGAAGAAGAAGGCGAGGAAGUCCACGUCACAGGCUGCGGGCUUCUCGCACCUCACAGAGUUUGCGCCCCCUCCAACACCCAUGGUGGACCACCUGGUGGCCUCCAACCCGUUUGACGAUGAUUUCGGACCGCCAUCUCGACCCAGCGGACCAGGUGGCUCCCCAUUCCUUCCAAGCCCAGGUGCAGGCGGAGGAGGCAGUUAUGGAGGCGCGGGUCGAAUGGGAGGCGGCGGUGGUAUGGGUUUCAUGGGAGGCCCAGGCAGCGGACAGCCGGGUCGUAGACCGCCGUUUGGACCGCCUUCCAACGCAGGACCUCACCACCAGCUAGGUUUUGGCGGUAUGCCUGGCUUCGGAGGUGGGGGAACUGGUGGGGGAGGAGGCGGAGGGGGUGGAUUUCCUCCUGGUGGACCAUCUCAGUUCAAUAUACCCCCAAACUUCAGCCCGCCAAUGCACCUCGGGUCUGGCUUUAACCCCAUGUUGUCUCCAGGGGGCAUGGGGGGUCCCGGAGGAGGGGGUCCACCCCACCCUCGAUUCGGCAUGCCUCCACAACAGGCACAUGGACAAGGGGGGCACCCAUUUAACAGUCCACCGUUACCUGGUGGAGGAGGCCCCAGAGGGCCCCCACAUGGUCCCAUGCCUCCCAUGGGUGGCAUGGGGCCCGGCCAGGGCAUGAACAUGAUGGGUGGAAUGGGUGGUGGUCCUGGAGGAAACAUGCUGGGAGGGCUACCAGGCAUGCCUUCUCAAGGACAAUUCCCCCAAUCACAGGAUGGCUCCUAUCCUGGUCCCAGUCCACCAGGGCCAGGCAACGAGGAUGGAAAGAGUUUUGGGGGCGGCGGAGGACCUCCACCUGGGCCUCAGCAGCAGCAGCAACAACAACAGCAACAGCAGCAGCUUAACCUAAAUCCCAACGGCCCCCCACCCUCUAAUAACACCACCCCUGGUCCUCCUAACUCUGGACCCCCACAGCCUGGAGGAGACUUCCAAGGCCACCCUGACAUGCAGCAGCCCAACGCCAGCACACCUGGCCAGCCUCCCUUAGCGCAGCCACAGCCAAACUCCUCCCCCAGUGGCCCUCACAACGGGUCAGGCCAACCCCAGCAUCCUCCCCCAAAUCAGCUGCAACCCCCCACCAGUGCGAACACCCCCAACUCGAACAACUCAGUCCAGCAGCAGCAACAGUCCACUCCACCCAACUCUGCUCCAGGCUCCGCCUCCCACAACCAGCAGAACAACACCCCUGGCACUGGUGGUUCCAUGCCCAAUUCCGCCCCCAAUUCGGGUCAGAACAACAUGACCAACAACAAUGGAAGCAACACCCCUGGCAACAACCCAAACCCCCCAUCCAACUCUACCCCAAACACCCAGUCCCCCUUGCCGCCCGGCCCAUCUGCCCCCUCGGUGGGGCCCGGCUCUGGCCCGGGAAAACUGGGAGGCCCCGGCAUGGUCUUCCCCUGCGGCCUUUGCAUGGCAGAAGUGCACGACGACCAGGAUGCCAUCCUAUGUGAGGCGUCGUGCCAGCGUUGGUUCCACCGUGACUGCACGGGCCUGACGGAGCCCGCGUAUGGGCUGUUGACUCGGGAGAGCGCUGCUGUGUGGGCGUGCGACUUCUGCAUCAAGACCAAGGACAUUCAGGCCGUGUUUGUGCGGCAAGGACUGGGCCAGCUGGUGGCGGCUAACGAGAGCUGAGGCGUCUUUGCUGGACUCGUUCCCUUCAACCAUCACUUGACAUUCAUGCUCAUGUACAAGAUAGCACUUUGAGUGAGGUAACUGCCCCCUUCCCCCAGGUUCCCAGUCCCCAAAACAAUAAUAGGGUUCAGAUUGUGAUGAAUGUUAACUGACACACACGCACUGACACCAACACACUACCUCACACACUUUGUGACUGACCCAAGCACCAUUGGCCGUUCAAAUUGAUGCCAGGUAAAAUGAUCUUUAAUGUAUUUAUUAACCAUCAGCAAAGGAGUGCCUGGACUGGUCUUUGCUUUAUACGCCUCAUAUUUUAAUCAUGUUCUAGUGCAUCAUCUUUGCAAUGCAUUGAUACCAUAUGAGGGUUUUAUCCUCUUAAGACAGGGCUGUCCAAACUUUCCACCGAGAAAUAUUGAAAGAUGCAACUUUUCCAUACACUUUUUCCUAAUUCCAUGCUGAUAACCAGUGAAGAAUUGCAAAGCAUCUAAAAUGAAAGCAAAACAGCUUCCAUCUCAGCAUGUUGAUUCACACGACUAAGCAAAUGGGUUGUUUAAUUUGAUGUGUACAAUUUUGCAGGCAACAAAUGGCCCGCGUGUUGGACUUUGGACACCCCUUAUCCAAGGUUAUUUACCAAUCAGAUCCACCUUAAACAUUCUGCCCCCAGUGCUGAGGCAUCCAAAGGAGACAAUAUUAUUGUAAAUAUCAGGGGGAAAAUGUGUAAACAGAGCCGACAAGUGAACAAAAGUGUUACUUUUUAUACUGCACAUUCAUGUCAACUCUUAUUUCUUUACCGUAAACUCCUUUUUUUUCGGGGAAUGUUGUUGCAAGUCAU
Nerophis lumbriciformis (worm pipefish) is the source of this 2821-nucleotide messenger RNA. It is a transcript of the gene pygo2, whose product is annotated as pygopus homolog 2 (Drosophila). NCBI's taxonomy places the organism in Eukaryota, Metazoa, Chordata, Actinopteri, Syngnathiformes, Syngnathidae. The record is from RefSeq and is a predicted model, not a curated record.